Messenger RNA from Pipistrellus nathusii (Nathusius's pipistrelle), 1209 nucleotides. NCBI's taxonomy places the organism in Eukaryota, Metazoa, Chordata, Mammalia, Chiroptera, Vespertilionidae. The record is from the annotation of a GenBank genome assembly.
AUGGCUUCCCUGGCGGACGAGGCGCUGGACGGCUCCAUGUAUCCCGCGUGCGCCGCGUACCCGUACCCCUACCUCUACCCGCCGGCCGCGCGGGGCAAGGGCCUGGCGGGCGGGGGCGGCUGGCGGCCGCGCGCCGGGGACCCGCCUCCCGCCCCCUCCGCCCUGGCCGGGGCGCCGCCGCCCUUCCCGGGCUACGGGCAGCUGAUGGCCGCCGAGUACUUCGACAGCUUCCAGCGGGCGCAGCUCAUGGCGCUCCUGGCGCAGGUGGGCCCGGGCCCGGCGCCGCGGCCGCGCCGGGCGGGCAGCCGGGACGCGGCGGUGCAGGUGAACCCGCGCCGGGACGCGGCGGUGCAGUGCGCGCUCGGGCGGCGGACGCUGCCGCGCCGGCCCCGCGACGCCGGCGCCCCGGCCCCCGGCCCCGAGGCCUCCCCGCCGCCCGCGCGCCCGCGCGCCGAGCCCGCCAGCCCCCCGGGCGGCGGCCCGCGCCUCCCGCGCUUCCCGCGCUCCGUGGCCGUGUACUCGCCCGUGGUCUCCCGCCGCGUCACCACCACCUUCCUGGACGGCGCCGAGGCCGCCGCGCCGGCCGCAGAGCGGGGCCCGCCCCCGCCCAGGCCCCGCGGCGCCGAGCGGGGAGGGCGCGCGGCGGAGCGGCCGCGGGCCCCGGGGCCGGAGCGGGAGGAGCAGGAGGAGGAGGCGGAGCAGGUGCGCGCGAGCUGGGAGCCGUCGGCGGACGCGCGGGAGCCGCCGCCGGGCGAGGCCCGGGGAGGCGAGGCGGCCCCGCGGAGCGCGUCCGGGGGCUCCGAGCAGCCGCCGCCGGAGGGGGGCGCCCGGGACGGCGAGGGCGAGAGGUCGCCGCCGCGGAGCCCGGAGCCGGGCAAGGAGCGCCUGCGCUUCCAGUUCCUGGAGCAGAAAUACGGCUAUUAUCACUGCAAGGACUGCAACAUCCGAUGGGAGAGCGCCUACGUGUGGUGUGUGCAGGGCACCAACAAGGUGUACUUCAAGCAGUUCUGCAGGACUUGUCAGAAGUCUUACAACCCUUACCGAGUGGAGGCCAUCACCUGUCAGAGCUGUAAACAGACUAGAUGCUCCUGCUCAAUAAAACUUCGCCACAUUGACCCGAAACGGCCCCAUCGACAAGACUUGUGUGGCAGAUGCAAAGGCAAACGCCUGUCCUGCGACAGCACUUUCAGCUUCAAAUAUAUCAUUUAA